GAAUUUAAAAGAUUGAAGUUCAUCAACUUCCAUAAUUGCCAGUCGCUGGUUUGUAUGCCAGACAUCAAUGGUACUCCAUAUCUAGAGAAAUUGGAUCUUAGUUGGUGCAAAAACUUGGAGUGUGCCCACGAAUCAAUUGCAUAUCAUGGCAAUUUGCAAUUUUUGAAUUUGAGUAGGUGCUCUAAACUUCAUCAUUUCCCCAAUGUACUCCGGUCCAAGAAUCUUCAAUUUCUUGAUCUCAAUUUUUGCACAAAAUUGCAAAGAUUCCCUGAUAUUCCAGAUAAAAUUGGAGGCUUGCGUGAACUUUAUUUAGAGGAUACUUCAAUUGAGGAACUUUCUGCAUCCAUAGAAAAUCUUGUCUCAUUGGAAAUUAUGGAUUUAACGAAUUGCAAGAAACUGGCAAUCCUUCCUUCUAGCAUUUACAAGUUGAACAAUCUUGGAGGUUUGUACCUCAGUGGCUGCUCAAAACUAACCAAGUUUCCAAAGAAGGAGGAGGACUUGUGUGGUCCCCACAUGAAGACGGGAUUUAGUAAGUUACGGAUCCUAUCACUUGAUGGAUGCAAUCUAUCAGAAGUGGAAUUUCUACAAAAUCCUUCAUGUUUUCCUAAGUUAUCUUCAUUGGAUGUUUCAUAUUGCCAAGAACUAAAAGAGAUCCACAAUAUUCCACUGCAAUUGAUUCGACUGUCGGCAAAAGAUUGCAAAUCUCUAAGUAAAAUUCCCUCCAACAUACCUCAUGCUCAGUAUGUUUACUUAAAUUCAUGUCAUGAAUUGUUAAGUGGAUUGACCAUGAAUGAUUUGUUCAACCCUCAGCAUUUUAAUCCCGAAGAGCAUUAUAAUUAUACUGGUAGCUGCGAAUUUCUUCUACCUGGAGGAGAGAUGCCACAGUGGUUACUCCCUAAUGAAAAUGGUUAUAUAUCUUUCACGGCUUCAAAGGACUUAUUUAAGAAGAUCGUAGCGUUAGUUAUCUGUGUUGUAGUCUGCAAAGAUGAACGAAUAGAGGGUUUCGAGUUGUGGCUAUAUGCACUCGUUAAUGGCAAAAUGAGGACGGGUUUUAUGACCUCUGUCACUUCAUCAUUGUUGGAUCAUGUGUGCCUUCGGGUUUACGAAGUACCGCAGCUUUGGGGAGGACUAGAAUAUGCCUUUGGUGCAGAUGACAGGAGUCAAUUCCAUAUUAUGAUUAAAGCAGAAUCGGUUGGUACAAUUGUGAAAAAGUGUGGAUUCCGCCUACUGUGCAAGCCACUAGAGAAUGAUUUGAAGAUUUUGCUUGAAGAUGAUCAAUUGAUGGAUCCAGAUAUAAUUUAUGAGAUUCAAAAUGACGGUUAUCAAAGCAUUAAAAAUGAGGGAUACAGAUUAACCAUGUCACUCCAAGAAUGGAUGGACGAAUUCACAGUAGAGAAGUGGCGUUAUUCCUUAAUUCAUCCUUAUCUCCGAAUUGUUCGCCCUGGAGGAGAGAUGCCAAAAGACUUCGUCCUUGCCAAAGAUAGUACCAUAUCUUUCAUGGCUUCGCAGGAAUUCUUUGACAAGUUUCGAGGAUUGGCUCUCUGUGUUGUUUUCGGUGUAGAAGAUGGAGAAAAGGAAAUAUCUUUCGACAUCGUGCCACAUGUUCAUGGCCAAAGGGGGAAUGUGCUAUCAGGUACUCUCGGUUCAUUUGAUUCAGAUCAUGUGUGGAUUCAGUAUCUCCGAUCAAAUGUGUUAUGGGGAGUGUUGGAGGGAGGAGUUGAUUUUGGGCAAUUUAACGAGAGUUAUUUACAAUUUAGCAUUAAACUUAGAGUAUCGGGUGGAACCGUGAAAAGGUUGGGAUAUAUGCUAAGAUGCACACCACUGGAGAAAGAUUUAAAGGUAAUGCUUGAAGACAAUCAAUUAGUGGAUCCAGCUGUACUUUACGAGGAUGGCGAUGGAUGUCCACGUAGAAUCGCAGCAAACUUCAUGCGCAGAUUCAGAGAGAGAGAAACAGGAAGCCAGUAAGAGUGGAACAGAGUAAAUGGGAAGAGGCGAGUGCAAUAUGAGUUGGCUUGCAGAUGUUAAGGAAGCAAUCAUUAAGCCAGCAAAACAAAUUCGGGGUGGCACAUGUUUCCUGAUACCCUAGGACAUCUGUGUCCUUGUUGAAGUAGUAGAUGGCAUUCAGUUCAAUCUCUCAUGUGAGAUUCAGAUAUAUGCAAAUAGAUAGAUGGUGAUUUUGCACACAACAUUCAUCGCAAGUGUGGUCGUUUUCAAAUAUUUUCUUGUCAAUCGGAUUGUGAUCUCAUUGAUAAGUGUCAUAUUUUGCGCAACAUGUUUUGUUACAUAUCAUUUACUAAAUUCAACGAUGUUAGCGCAUCCUUGGAAUAGUCUCAACUCGAGACAUAUUCUACU
This is a messenger RNA of Eucalyptus grandis, 2352 nucleotides long. Its product is annotated as putative disease resistance protein At4g11170. The coding region runs from base 55 to 1965 and encodes 636 amino acids. The record is from RefSeq and is a predicted model, not a curated record. Lineage: Eukaryota; Viridiplantae; Streptophyta; Magnoliopsida; Myrtales; Myrtaceae. The transcript has 3 exons.